AUGGUAAGUAGUGAUCAAGAGGAUGAAAACGCGUUUCUUAUGGAGGAUCUUACUUCAGGGCCUAAUUCAAAUGAAAGUAAAGCCCCAAAAGUUGAAGGAGUGGUAGUACAGGGGAAAGAAAUUGAUAAUGAUACGAAUUUCCAUGAACAGGAUAACUUUAUUAAUUAUGAUGAGGAUGAAUAUGAGGAUGAAGAAAUUGAUGAUUAUUUGGAUUUUACUCCUGUGCAUCAUCAUCAAAGAACAAGAAACCAUCAAAAUUAUAUUCGUCGUAUAUUCGGUCGGACCUUUCAUUUGUUUAGGAGGUGGAAUAUUCUUAGACUUUCUUCUUUUACCAUAAGAAGACUAUUCAGUAAAAGGAACUUAAUUGUCUUAUUACUAUGUUCCACAUUAGUGACUAUUAUUUUCCCCUUUAGAGGUGAAAAUUCUAUUGUAUCUACCAGCUAUUACAAUUAUGUGUCACCUUUUUUCCAAUUAGAUGAAGUUGCCUUUAAGAAAGAUAUGAAAGAAAUUAAUGUAAUAUCAUAUCUGAAUCACAAAUCCUUAAAUAAGUUUCCAACUAAUUCUAGGAUGAUUCUUGAUGAAUAUGAAGAUUUUGAUAUCACAGGGUUUGUAUCAAAUUUAGAUAUAAAUAAUUUGAUCGCCAAGAAAAAAGAAAAAUUAGAUUCUCAAGGAUAUUUGACUGAUAAUAAAAAGCAAGAUUCUAAAAAUAAAUUAAUGUCAGUUAAAGAAUUUGAAUUAAUGUUAACAAAUGAUUAUAAUUCUUUAGCCACAUGUGAAGAUUUAGAAUAUAAAUCUAGAAUAUAUUAUUCUAAGAAACAAAAAUUUAUUAAUGAUGAUUUAAUCAAUUUAAGAAGAGAAUUACUUAGAAAAGAUGAUGAACUUAGUAAAUUAAUUAAGGAUGAAGAAGAUAUUACAAAGACAUCAGAAGAAGAGGUUAUUAAGAAAAAAUGGUUUAAAUUUGGAUCUUCUAGUGUUUGGAUGGAAUCUGAACAAUGUUUCAUUACAGUGACUCGUGUAUUAUAUUCCAAAAAUGGUAAGAGAGAGGAACCAGAGGUUUCAUUCAUUAGAGCACAAGCCUUUGAUAGAGAUUGGAAUGAGAUUAAAAAUAAAAGAAUUCCAUUAUUAGAUUUGCGAUUACCUGAUGAUAUUACGGCAGACUUGAAAAAAAUUAAUCAAGAAUAUGGGCUAACUGAUUCAUGUGAAAAUAUUAUUGAUGAUCCUGUCACUUAUGAUAAGUGUUUAGUAGAGCAUACAAAGAAUUAUUUAAAGGAUUCUAAAAGAAGAGAUCAAUUAUUAGAAAGAUAUUUUGUUACAUAUCCAACCAUAUAUUCAGUACCUCAUAAACUUGGUGGACUUUUCAAAGGUCCUGAGGAUCCUAAAAUUAUUCUUAAGAGGACUUCCAGAUAUGAAGAGCCUAUAGUUAUAUUUAAUAUGCAUGAUGAUGAUGAAAAUAAAAGAAGAAUGUUCUCUUUAUCACCACAUCGUAGUUUUGAAAAAAUUGUUAAAUUUAAUAUUCAAGGACGUAAACAACAAACUUUGGAGAAAAAUUGGACACCAUUUUUCACUAAGGAUGAUCUUGUUUUUUCUACAUUAUCUCGUGGGUUUAUCCACUUCAUUUAUUCAUUUAGCCCCUUUGAAGUUGUUAAAUGUUCAUUAAAUGAUGGAUAUUGUGAAUUAGUAUUUGAAAAAAAGACAUUAGAAUUAACUGAUCAAAAUAAAUUUGAUGGUCAACGUGGUGGUACACAAUUCAUACCAUUACCUUCCAUAAUUCCUAAGGUUACUGGGAAGCAGAUAUGGGUUGGUAUCCCUAAAUUACAUAUAAAGAAAUGUGGAUGUAGUGAACGGUUUUAUAGACCAAUGUUAUCAUUAUUAGUGGAAAGUAAUGGUAUUUAUCAUCAAGAAUUGAUCGUUCCAUCGUUAGAUUUCAAUUUAGAUAUAUUGAAUUGGGGAAAUGAUGGUACUGAUUGUGAUAAAUUCAAUGUUAUGUCACCAAAUUCAAUUGCAUUUUGGGACGUUAUUGGACAAGAUCCCAAGACAAAGCAAUUUGAUGAUUAUAUGAUUUUAACUUUCAGUGAAGCUGAUUCUAAUUCCAAGAUUAUAACAAUUAAGGGAUUAUUGAAUUAUAUCUUGGGAAUGUAUUCUGUAAAGGAUAUUGACGAAGAUUUUAUUCCAUCACGUAAUUCUGAUCAAAUAUUGGGGAAAACAUUGAAUUGUCUUGUCAAUUAUGCCAAGGACAAAUGUAAGAGUUAUGGUAAUUUGCAUAAUAAUGAAGCCUAUGAAAUGAAGAAGAAGAAGGAAGAGGAAGAGAAGAGGAAGAAGGAAGAGGAAGCUAAGAAGAAGGAAGAGGAGGACAAGAGGAAGAAGGAGGAGGAGGACAAGAAGAAGAAAGAGCAAGAUGAUGAGAACAAGAUAGAGCCAGAUGAUAAGAACAAGGAAAAGCAAGAAGAGACAAAAGAGGAGGCUUAG
Molecule: messenger RNA, 2466 nt
Organism: Henningerozyma blattae CBS 6284
Lineage: Eukaryota; Fungi; Ascomycota; Saccharomycetes; Saccharomycetales; Saccharomycetaceae
Exons: 1
Coding region: 1-2466 (821 amino acids)
Molecular function (GO): mannosyltransferase activity
Source: RefSeq, a predicted model, not a curated record